Erigeron canadensis is the source of this 1069-nucleotide messenger RNA. RefSeq lists its product as uncharacterized. The record is from RefSeq and is a predicted model, not a curated record. The transcript has a single exon. NCBI's taxonomy places the organism in Eukaryota, Viridiplantae, Streptophyta, Magnoliopsida, Asterales, Asteraceae. The coding region runs from base 130 to 753 and encodes 207 amino acids.
AAUACCAACUAUUCAUAACACAACUUGAAAUGCUUGUAUACUUCAACCUCCACACUUGCAUACACUCCCUCUCUCCCCUUGCAUUAUAUUACUCUCAACAUCUUCUCCUAGCAAUUAAAACCAAAAGAUAUGCCUAGUAGUAGUAGCCCUGAAUUAUUUCCUCAAAAAUCCCUCAAGAUCAAACAAGAUGAUAAAUUCUUCUCUAGACUUUUAUCCAAAGAGAAUUCUACAGCAAAUCCAUCCUUUAGAGUCUACUAUGGAAAUGUUUCAAGUUCAGUCCCUUUUACUUGGGAAAUUCAACCUGGUACCCCAAAACACAAAUUUUCUGACAAUUCAGUCCCUCCACUCACCCCACCUCCAUCUUACUACAUCUCAAACCUUGAUGAUCAUCAAAACAUACCCACAAAGAGAAAAUACUUACAAAGAUCCAAGCUCAUUUACAAGCUCUUAUUGAACAUGAAUCUCAUCAAGAAAGGACACGUGGCGUCAUCCUCCUCACCCUCCUCUCUAUCUUCUUCUUCAUGGUCGACUUCUUCGUUUAGUAGUAAAGGAUAUGGAUCAAAACGACGUCGUUUCACUAGCUUUGGCUCUUCAUUUGAUGAUGGACAUUUGUAUAGUAGUGGUGGUGGAUCUCCUGAUUCAGUGAUGUGUUUUGGGAGGAACAAUGGAGAUAGUAACAAUAAUGGAAAUUCAUACACAACUGGGAUCAUGAAGAAAGCUUUUUUAUCUAUUGUGGGUCGUAGAUCUGGUUAAUAAAUACAUCAAGUAUACCAUGCAAAAAAAAGGCUUUCGUGGCUCGUCAGUGAUCUAAAUUUGCAGUUAAAAAAAAAAAAAAAAAAAAACACUUCUAAGGGGCGGUUUGAAUCCUUGAUCAAUUCCUUCUUUCAUUUUAUUUAUGUUUUUCUUUAAACAAAGUCUUGUAUCAUGGACUAGAAAAAGUUUUCUGCAAAUUGUUAGGAUGUUUUGGGGUGUUUGUUGUGUAUAUGUAGUGAUCUCUACUACAUAAAAUAGGAAUAAUUGCAUUUCACAAUUUAGUGAAAAUUAUUGAAAUGUAAAUGAUGUUUGUUAA